AUGAAGGACUUUGAGGAGAGGGCACUGGAUUCGGCCCCACACAAGCCCAUAUGCUGGUUUCGAUAUGUGGACGACACCUUCGUCAUCUGGAUCCACGGACCUGACAACCUGAAGGGUUUCCUGAACCACUUAAACAGUAUCAACCCAUGCAUUCAGUUCACCAUGGAAACCGAAAGUGAAGGCCACCUCCCCUUCCUAGACAUAGAUAUUUACAAGAGACCCGACGGCUCUCUAGGCCAUACAGUAUACCGCAAACCCACACACACAAACCUGUAUCUUAACGCCAAGUCCCAUCAUCACCCUUCCAGUAAACAGGCAGCUCUGUCCACACUGGUACAUAGGGCCAGAGCUCUGUGCGAUCAAGAGAGUCUGAGAGUCAAGAUAUCCUGA
Messenger RNA from Cryptotermes secundus, 390 nucleotides. RefSeq lists its product as uncharacterized. NCBI's taxonomy places the organism in Eukaryota, Metazoa, Arthropoda, Insecta, Blattodea, Kalotermitidae. The record is from RefSeq and is a predicted model, not a curated record. The coding region runs from base 1 to 390 and encodes 129 amino acids. The transcript has a single exon.